Messenger RNA from Carlito syrichta (Philippine tarsier), 2016 nucleotides. RefSeq names its product solute carrier organic anion transporter family member 1B3-like. Gene Ontology annotation, biological process: sodium-independent organic anion transport; transmembrane transport. The record is from RefSeq and is a predicted model, not a curated record. NCBI's taxonomy places the organism in Eukaryota, Metazoa, Chordata, Mammalia, Primates, Tarsiidae. Gene Ontology annotation, molecular function: protein binding. Bases 1 to 2016 code for a protein of 671 amino acids. Gene Ontology annotation, cellular component: membrane. The transcript is spliced from 14 exons.
AUGGAUCAAAAUCAACAUUUGAGUCAGACAACAGAGGCACAAUGUUCAGAGAAAAAGAAAACUAGAUGCUGCGAUAAAUUCAAGCUAUUCUUGGCUGCCCUGUCAUUUGCCUACAUAUGUAAGACAAUUGGUGGAAGCACUAUGAAAAGUUUCAUCACUCAAAUAGAAAAGAGAUUUGAUAUAUCCGCUACUCUUUCUGGUUUAAUUGAUGGAAGUUUUGAAAUUGGAAAUGUUUUUGUGAUUGUAUUUGUAAGUUAUUUUGGAUCCAAACUACACAGACCAAAGAUAAUUGGAAUUGGUUGUUUCAUUAUGGGAGCUGGCAGUGUUUUGACUGCUUUACCACAUUUCUUCAUGGGAUAUUACAGAUAUUCUAAAGAAACCUUUAUCAAUUCAUCAGGAAAUUCAACAUCAAGCUUAUCCACCUGUUUAAUUAAUCAAGCUUUAUCAAUCAAUAGAACAUCACUUGAUUCAGUAGAAAAAGGUUGUGGAAAGGAAGAUGGAUCACACAUGUGGGUCUAUGUCCUCAUGGGAAAUGUGCUUCGGGGCAUAGGGGAAGCCCCCGUAGUACCAUUGGGGGUUUCUUACAUUGAUGAUUUUGCUAAAGAAGGACAUUCGUCUUUGUAUGUAGGUGGUUUGAGUGCAGUAGCAAUGAUUGGUUCAAUCAUUGGUUUUACACUGGGAUCUCUGUUUGCUAAAUUGUACGUGGAUAUUGGAUAUGUAGAUUUGAGCACAAUUAGAAUAACUCCUAAUGACUCUCGUUGGGUUGGUGCUUGGUGGCUUGGUUUCCUAUUGUGUGGACUGCUAUCCUUUAUUUCUUCCAUACCAUUCUUUUUUUUACCAUCAAAUAUCAAUAAACCACAGAAAGAAAGGGAAACUUCAAUAUCAUCACAUGUAUUCAAAACCAAUGAAGAAAGGAAUACAACAGAAAAUUUGACCAGCCAUGGAAAAAAUGAUACUGAAAAUGUGACUGGGUUUUUCCAGUCUUUGAAAAGCAUCCUUACCAAUGCCCCAUAUGUCAUGCUUUUGUUUUCGACAUUGGUACACUUCAGCAGCUUUAUUGGUAGUUUUACUUAUAUCUUCAAAUACUUACAACAACAAUAUAAUCAGUCAGCAUCUCAGAUUAACUUUUUGUUGGGAAUCUUAGCUUUACCUACUAUUGCCACUGGACUGUUUUUAGGAGGAUAUAUCAUUAAGAAAUUCAAGUUGACUUUAGUUGGAACUGCCAAAUUCGCGCUUUAUUCUUCUGUAAUGUCCUGGUUCUUUCAACUAAUAUAUUUUGCUCUAGUCUGUGAAAGCAAACCAGUCGCUGGCCUAACUUUGACCUAUGAUAGAAAUAAUCCAGUGGCAUCUCAUAUAGAUGUACCAUUUUCUUAUUGCAACUCAGACUGCAAUUGUGAUGUAAAUCAAUGGGAACCGGUCUGUGGAAACAAUGGAAUAACAUACAUGUCACCUUGUCUAGCAGGAUGCAAGUCUUCAAGUGGCAAUACAAAGCCUAUAGUAUUCUAUAGCUGUAGUUGUGUGGAAGUAACUGGUUCCCAGAACAAAAAUUACUCAGCCCAUUUGGGUGAAUGCUCAAGAGAUGACACUUGCACAAGGAAAUUUUACAUUUAUGUUGCAGUGCAAGUCUUGAAUUUUUUUUUCUUUGCAACUGGAUGCACCCCAUGUGCCAUGAUGAUUAUUAAGAUUGUUCCACCUGAAUUGAAGUCACUUGCAGUGGGUUUCCAUGCACUGGUUAUACGAACAGUAGGAGGAAUUCUAUCUCCAAUAUAUUUUGGUAGUCUGAUUGAUAUAACAUGUAUGAAGUGGUUCACCAAUAGCUGUGGUGCAAGAGGGUCUUGUAGGAUAUAUAAUUCCACAUUAUUUGGAAGGGUCUACUUGGGCUUGACUUCAAGUUUGAGUUUUUUGGCACUUCUUUUUUUUAUUAUAUCAAUUUUCUCUAUAAAGAAAAAAUAUCAAGGAAAGGAUAUCAAUGCAUCAGAAAAUGAAAGAAAAGAAAUGAAUGAAACACAUUUAUAA